Messenger RNA from Linepithema humile (Argentine ant), 776 nucleotides. It is a transcript of the gene RpL21, whose product is annotated as ribosomal protein L21. The record is from RefSeq and is a predicted model, not a curated record. Gene Ontology annotation, cellular component: cytosolic large ribosomal subunit; ribosome. Gene Ontology annotation, biological process: translation. NCBI's taxonomy places the organism in Eukaryota, Metazoa, Arthropoda, Insecta, Hymenoptera, Formicidae. Gene Ontology annotation, molecular function: structural constituent of ribosome.
UAUAUGCUCAAUGAUCGAUGGUGUGUUCCGAAAUAUCGAACAUAUUUCCUCCCUAAAAUAUCUUUUUCCGUGACGACGGUUACAGUGGAGACGAGUUUUCCAUAUUAACACACCAUCAUGACCAACUCGAAGGGUUAUAGACGUGGUACGAGAGACUUGUUCUCUCGCAAAUUUCGUAAACAUGGAACCAUUCCCUUAUCUACGUAUAUGAAGACGUAUAAAGUCGGCGAUAUCGUUGACAUCAAGGGCAAUGGUGCUGUACAGAAAGGUAUGCCGUACAAAGUCUACCAUGGCAAGACUGGCCGUGUAUUCAACGUAACGGCACAUGCCUUGGGUGUAAUUGUUAACAAGAGGGUGCGUGGACGUAUCAUCGCCAAGAGGAUCAAUGUACGCAUCGAGCAUCUAAGCCACUCCAAGUGCAGGGAUGAUUUCCUCAAGCGUGUCAAGGAGAACGAGAGGCUCAGGAAGGAGGCGAAGGAGAAGAGCAUUCAUGUCCAGCUCAAAAGGCAACCCGCUGAACCGUCUAAAGCACAUAUUGUAUCAGGACGCGAAGCACCCAUCUUACUCGCACCUGUCCCAUAUGAAUUUAUUGCUUAAAUAAAAUUUUGAAGAUCAAAAAUUGUCGUUUUUCCAUAUUAUUACAUAAUGUAAUUGAACAAGCAGAAUAACUAACGUUCUUUCUUUUAAGAACAAUAUUAUGUAUACAUUGGUUAUUUUAAUUUUAAGUCGUAUGUUGCACAUGCGCGUAACGUGACGAAUAAAAGAUAUUCUCAUAA